This is a messenger RNA of Gryllus bimaculatus (two-spotted cricket), 1814 nucleotides long. NCBI's taxonomy places the organism in Eukaryota, Metazoa, Arthropoda, Insecta, Orthoptera, Gryllidae. The record is from the annotation of a GenBank genome assembly.
GUCGCGACGGCGGCGGCGGCGGCUGCUGCGACGGCGGCGCCCCGGACAGCGUUUGCGCGCGGCGGUAAGCGUCGUCGAUGUAUCGUCUCCGCGCGGAUCGAUAGUUGCUUGCGAGGAUCGAACAGAUACCUCGUCGACUGGGGCACGAGUACGUUUUCGACUGGGACAAGAUAGUAAUGGAGGCGACGCUAGUGCACGGUUCUAACACAACAGAGGCGGCGGACGCGCUCAGACUUCGCGGGGCAGCUGCAGCGGCCGAGAGCUGCAGCGGACGGCGCGGGCGGCGGCAGCAGCAACAAGUGCCGCACAUAAAUUACUGCGCGCGAUCAGCGGCCAUCGGCACCGCCGCCGCCGCCACCAGCUCUUUCUGCAGCGUCUGCGAGCGCUCGUCAGACCACUCCAAAACGCCACUUUUUCUGUUAUUUCCUGGUCCCGAAACGUUAUAAUCGGAUAAAACGACACUGCCUCCAAGCAUUUUCAGGAAAACCUUUUAGUUUGGCAUGCAAUUCCUUCGAAAAUAUUAAUAAAUUGAUAAUAUAUAAUUAAUAUUAAAGAGCGUCUUCGGUAAAGCUUAAAAGAAUAUUUUAUGUUUGAGUUGCUUUCAAGUAGUCAUCAAAUUCUGAAAUUUAUAUAUGAGAAUUUUUGUGAGUUAAUUGCUAUAAAAUAUUUAUUUCUUAAAAUUCAUAUGUGAAUAAUUAAUGAAAUCAAAAUUUUUAACACUAAUUUAGUGAUUCCCUUUGAUACACUAUUAUGUAUAUUUAUUGUUGUUCUUAUACUUCUUUCUCUUCUCCUUCUCCCUUUCAAAGAUUAUACAUUAAUUCACGUUCCGUCUGCACUUAAUUUUUAUGUUUUUCCGCAUCUCUCAUCCCUUCACUUUUUAUCAUUGAAUUUUUAAUAAAUUCUUUAAUUAAUGUUAUCUGACAUACCAUUUAUUUACAGAUAUAAAAAUUAAAAUUUAUUUCUUGUACUCAGCUGUAUAAUUUUUUUCACAAUGAAGAUACUUAAAAGUUUUGAUUUGUUAGUUACCUGUAUUAUUAUAUUUAAGCAAACGGUUUAUUUAUCAAAAUGGAUCAAGACUGUUUUUUUAUACUGGGAGAUUCUAUAAUUUUCCGCAAUUUUUUCCCUCCUAAUUAGUAUUAAGUUGUGGAUAAAGUAUUUCCUUUUUGGAUGAUCAAUUUAUCAACAUUUCUUCAGUCAGUUUUGCAGCAACAUUUAUUUUAACAUCAUUGGAUUAAUAUGAUUAUUGGCUCUUCGAACACCGAAUAUAUUAUGAAAACUACUUUUUUUAUUUUUAAUCCUAAAUUAAAUAUAACAUAAUUAAAAUUAUUUUAAAAUUUAAGGUCAUAUCAAUUAAGAUGUGAAUUUAAUUUCAAAUCAAAACCGAAACAUUUUUGUGUAAAGAAACGAAAAUGUAUAUCCCCACAGAUUGCAUGUUAGAGAGGUUACAACUUAAAUCUUUUUCAUGCAAGCUUAAAUUUUACAUUAUAUUCUUCAUCUAAUGACACCACUGACGUGUGUUAGGGGGCGUAUUAAAGAGAAAUUGAGAUUUAGCAUUCCUAUCAAAGUAUCAAAUAACAAAUGACGAUUUAUAUUUUGGAUUUUUAAUGAUAGUUUUGUAUUGCACGGGCUAGUUGUAACACCAAACACACCCUUUUCAAUUUAUGAUUAUGAUUACAUAAUCCAGAAAAGUGGGUAAAAAUUUCAUUAACAAACUAAAUUGGGUACAACUCGGAUACUGUGUGGUAUGUUUGGUAUAGUUGAGGUUGUGAAAAUGUAUUCCAUAAUGUACACAUUACAAACGUUAGAGAUUGAGA